Messenger RNA from Ambispora leptoticha, 147 nucleotides. NCBI's taxonomy places the organism in Eukaryota, Fungi, Glomeromycota, Glomeromycetes, Archaeosporales, Ambisporaceae. The record is from the annotation of a GenBank genome assembly.
AAGUGUAAACAAAAAUAUGCUUCGGGCACUAUAGAGAAGUUGGAAAUUCGUACAGUUGGUCUCGAAGCAUUAUUUGUCCAGAUUGCUACUUUCGAGGCACAUAAUCCAGAUGUCCACAUUCUAUUUGAAUCCACAUAUUUGUUGUGA